Manihot esculenta (cassava) is the source of this 2588-nucleotide messenger RNA. RefSeq lists its product as uncharacterized. The transcript is spliced from 2 exons. NCBI's taxonomy places the organism in Eukaryota, Viridiplantae, Streptophyta, Magnoliopsida, Malpighiales, Euphorbiaceae. The coding region runs from base 858 to 2222 and encodes 454 amino acids. The record is from RefSeq and is a predicted model, not a curated record.
UUUAAUUUAUAGAACAAGUAUAACUUUUUUUAAAAAUAUUGGAUGAAUUGAAAUGAAAAUUGGGAAAUUAUGUCAGCAAAUCCCCAAAAAUUAAAUAAUUAGAAAAAGUAAAUUUACGAAGGAAUUCACAAUGUCCUUCCCCUGUCGUAGAGCCAAUUUUCAGCGACAAAUGCUUCAGCACGUAGCUUAUCUAACGAUCUGUACGGCGCUGCUACCGAUCACCGAAAGCUCUUUUCUUGCUCCAAGUAACUUCAACGUUCCUUCUAUUUGAGUUAUUUUAUUUUCAAUUAGCGGUACCUUUCUCACGCAUACAGUGAGAUCUCCCCUGUGGAUCAGUAGAAAGGCAAGUUUCAGUCUUCAUUCCAAGAAUUUGUGCAACGCAGGUUUAGAUUGUUGGGUCUUGUUGGGAGUUUUUUUUUGUUUUAAAAACAUUAAGUUUACUUAUUAAGGGUCUCUUUUAUUGUGUUCAUUCAGUUUUAAACUCCUGGGUUUGUGAGAAUCAUGAGAGAUUAAGUUCCAGGUAUGCUUUUGAAUGCUAGGAGUUGGUAUAAACUGUAUUAGGUUCAUCGGAUUUCUGUGAGAUUUUACUGCUUCUGUGGUUGCCCAGAAAAUGGAAGGAGGUAGAGCGAAAUCUUGUUGUUUUAUGCUCUUUUGUCCUUUAGUUUCUUAUGAUGGAGAUCAGCUUGAGUAAGCGGUGAGCCAAGUGCUUACAUUAGGCGUAAUUAAGUGGUUUUGUUGAUUUUUUUGACAUUGGCAUGUCUGAAAUUUGAGAUUGUAGAUUGUUUCCUAUUUCUUCUUUUCUCAGCGACUGAACAUCCUUAGAGUGCUUGCUACUUUUGGAUUCAGUUUGUUUACGUAUGGAUACUUCAGGUUUGGGGGGGCGUUUUCUGUCAGGUCCAACUGGUGGAUUAUUAGACCUUGAGACACCAAUUCAUAGACAACAGCUGAUCCAAUUGGCUCUUCCCUCGUUAAUCAAACAAAAUCAUAUGAAUUUAGUAGGUGGCCUUGAGAAUGAUCAUCAAACCAUUGGGCUAAUGGAAGUAAAAGUCUCAAUCCCAAAAGAAUAUUCAGUGAGUUUCAGUAAAGGGAAAGCAGUUAGCUGUUUUACUGCUACAAAUGAUGGUAGUGUGAGUGAAGAUGAUGAACCAAGCUUUACAGAAGAUAGCAAUGGUGAGAACUACAUUGGGGCUAAGGGUAAAAAGGGAUCCCCAUGGCAGCGAAUGAAAUGGACAGAUAAUGUGGUUAGGCUUCUGAUAGCAGUGGUUGCUUGUGCGGGUGAUGAUGGUGCAUUUGAGGGUGUUGAGGGGCUUAAGAGGAAAUCUGGGAUCCUGCAGAAGGAAGGUAAGUGGAAAACUGUGUCAAAGAUAAUGAUCAGUAAGCGCUGUCAUGUUUCGCCGCAACAAUGUGAAGAUAAGUUCAAUGAUUUGAAUAAGAGGUACAAGAGGUUGAAUGAUAUUCUUGGAAGGGAAACCAGUUGUAGAGUGGUAGAGAACCCUGCUCUUAUGGACUCAAUGCCUCAUCUUUCAGCUAAAGCAAAGGAUGAUGUUAGAAAGAUAUUGAGCUCAAAACAUUUGUUUUACAAGGAAAUGUGUGCUUACCAUAAUGGACAGAGGAUACCCAACUGCCAAGAUCUUGAUCUACAAGGCAGUUCACUACCCAUUGAAAGGUGUUCAAGAGACAAUAAUGGCUCAGAGGAAGAGGAAGCUGAGGGGCAUGAUGAUAGCGAUGAUGAUGAAUCAGACAGUGAAGGUGACCUUAAGGCUAAAAAGGAUGAGGAGAAGAUGGGAAAGUUCAAGAGCAGCAAAGUAAAUGAAGAGGACGACCAUCUCUGGUCUCAAUCAGGUAUAUGCAAUGGCUUUGAAGUUGAAAUGUCUGGGAUUUUUCAAGAUCCUACAGUGUCAUUAUGGGAGAAAAAGAAGUGGAUUAAGAAACAGAAGUUUCAGCUCCUUGAGCAGAGGAGGGUCUGCAUCCUGGCUCAAGCAUUUGAGCUUGAGAAACAGCACAUUAAGUGGUUGAGAUACUGCAGCAAGAAAGAUAGGGAGUUUGAGAGAUUAAGGCUGGAAAAUGAGAGGAUGAGGCUAGAGAAUGAGCAAAGCAUAUUGCAACUGAGGCAGAAGCAACUGGAAAUGGAUUUCAGGAGCUCAGAAACAUCUCGACACCCCACAUCCCUUGGUAUUGACAGAAUGCAAGGAAGAGAUCAAAUUGAUCUGGGCAGGCAUUGAUAAAUCUUUCAAGGUUUAAAGAACUAACUGUCCCUGUAUGCUAUAUGAUUGUUCCCAAUCAAACUAUUCUAGCUUUAUGUAUAUGAAGUAACUAACCUUGUGCGCCAUGUGUAUAUGUAUCUCUUUAGAUUAACAUUAGGAAUAGCUGAUCUAUUUUUUGAGCUUUUUGCUAGACAGUUGAAAGUUCAAUGCUGCAUCUUUUAGUACUUAUGGGGCGUGAAUGCACCUGGAAAGUGUUAACUCUGAAUAGUUCAGAGGUUUUUGUAUAAUUUGGUUACUACACUGGCGAUAAUAGAGCCGUUUAUACAUAGGACAAUGAAACGUUACCUUAUUCUAUUGUAUUGAUCUCCUAGUCGUAUUUUGCUA